Puntigrus tetrazona (Sumatra barb) is the source of this 1481-nucleotide messenger RNA. RefSeq names its product ribosomal RNA processing 36 (gene rrp36). NCBI's taxonomy places the organism in Eukaryota, Metazoa, Chordata, Actinopteri, Cypriniformes, Cyprinidae. The coding region runs from base 294 to 1229 and encodes 311 amino acids. The record is from RefSeq and is a predicted model, not a curated record. Gene Ontology annotation, biological process: maturation of SSU-rRNA from tricistronic rRNA transcript (SSU-rRNA, 5.8S rRNA, LSU-rRNA). Gene Ontology annotation, cellular component: nucleolus; 90S preribosome. The transcript has 8 exons.
CUCGCACUACCACGUGUUUUGGGAAGCGCAUUUCUCGCAAACGUUCAUCUUCGGUAGUUUUGUGACAUAAUAAUUGUUGAAUAAGUGAAGCUGCAUUACAUAUUUAAUGAACAUGUCGUGUUAAGAUUUUCUUCAUUCUAUCGGCAUGUUUGUCUAUUGUAUCUGAGCACGGAUGUCUGGGUGAAAACAACACCACGAUUUCUCUUUUAAUAACGUAACGAUGCAUCAUUUCUACAGCUCACGAACAAGCUGAAUAAAAAAAUAUAUAGAAUAACUGAAAAGGACAAAACGCAAUGCUUAAAUCGGCAAAGAGUGCGACUAAGAUGGAACAUCAGAGUUCAGAGGAUGAAGAGGACGUUUUAGAGAUGGAGAGAAACUUUGCUUUACUUAGCAAGAGGAGCACGACUCGGACUUCAGCAGAGGAUGAAGAGGAAAUGAGAGAUGAAGAUGCAUAUGUAGAGGAAGAUGGAGCUGAACCUGAAGAGGAUGAAGACGAGUCGGGGAGUGAUGAAGAUGAAGUAGAAAGUAACCCUGAAGAAGGAGUCAGCAAUGCACAACCAAACACAGAGGGAAACCUUAAAAAAGAAUUAGCAAACAUGACCUUUCAGGAAAUCAUUAAUCUACAGAAUAAAGUUGGGACAAAAGCGUACAAUAAAAUUGCUUACGGUGCCACAAAGCCUCAGAAUAAAAACGAGCCCAUGAAACGAUUAAAUAAACACAGACCUCAAGAGAUUUCUGCAAAGAAACAUGUGCCUUUCCUCCGAAAAGUGGUUCCCGUCAAGAAAAGGAUUUCAAGAGACCCUCGUUUCGAUGACCUCUCGGGGGAAUUCAAGCCUGAAAUUUUUAAUCAGACGUACAAAUUCCUUAAUGCCAUCCGAGAAAAGGAAACAAAAAUAGUAAAGAAGAAACUCAGGAAAACCAAAUCGGACUCUAAAAAGGAAGAAAUGAAAGCCUUGCUUAAAAGAAUGCAAAACCAGCAGAAGGCCCAACAGAGACAAGAGCAGGAAAGAGAAAAGGAUCUACAGUUCAAGCGGAAGCAGAGAGAGUUGGUUGGCCAGGGGCACAAACCUUUCUACCUAAAGAAAUCUGACAAGAAGAAGCUGGAAUUGGCUGAGAAGUACAGCGAACUGAAAAAGAGCGGAAAACUGGAGAACUUCUUGAGUAAGAAGAGGAAGCGUAACGCCACCAAAGAUCGCAAGAAGUUGCCCUAUCAGCACAAUAAACGCUAAAUAUGGACCAAUCGUGGCUCAUCUGUGUCACCUUGAGUGUGACAAUGCAGAAGAACGGAAAAAUACAUUCUGCUGGACUAUGAUGUUAAAAGCGGACUUGAUGAUUUGAGGUGUACAUUUCACCUACAUUUGCAUUUACGGAUUGUGUUUCGUUAACAGGUUUGACAUUUAUCUCGAAUGCCCAUUUAUUUUUUUGUUGUUUAAUUACGUUGUGAACAUUUUUCUUCAAAUAAAAUGUGUAUUAAAAUUCAA